This is a messenger RNA of Zea mays, 801 nucleotides long. RefSeq lists its product as uncharacterized. The coding region runs from base 177 to 650 and encodes 157 amino acids. NCBI's taxonomy places the organism in Eukaryota, Viridiplantae, Streptophyta, Magnoliopsida, Poales, Poaceae. The transcript has 2 exons. The record is from RefSeq and is a predicted model, not a curated record.
GACACGCAGGCGACGACGGUGACGCCUACACUCGACGGCGCCAGCGACUUUCCCUCACACCUCUUCCACAGGCGUAGGCGCGUAGUAGGUUUCUGCAUCACCCAUCAUCUUCCUCGCAACGACGAUGCUCAUCUUCGCCCGCAUCCUUUCUCGCGCUCGGCACACAUGAGACGGCAAUGACGCUCAUGCUUGACGGCGCCAGCGACUUCCCCUCCCGCCUCUCACAUAGGCACAUGCCCGUGGUGGCGACGAUCAGGCUCGACGGCUUCUCCUCCCACCCCUCACACGGGCGCAUGCACAUACCCUCUCACAAAGUCCCGCUCUGCAUAGCGCCUCCGCAUGCCGCAGCCACACUCAACGGCUCCAUCGCUCCAGCGCAGUGCCCCUCCUCCACACGGCCGGGCCAGGCCUGUAGGCUAGCCGGCAACCGGCCAGCCACUCGCCUCCCUCCACCCGCUCUCCCUUCUCGGUCGAACGCCUUGGCUAGGCCAGACCUACAGGCAAGCUAUCGUCGGGCGAUCGUACAAGGAAUUACUUUUAUUACUGUGCACCAGUCGAUUUGGAUUCUUUACUGGAUGAUGCUCCUUCGAAUUUGUUUACUCCUUUGGAAACGGCUCAUUGUCCCCCCUCCCCUUUCAAUUUUGGUGUGAUUUUCACCUACUAUAUGAAAGAGUCAGACGAUAUGCAGAGAUGAACCAACCAUUUGAUAGUUCAGUGUUGCCGUUGGUGGAUUUCGAGUCUGUUUCCGACUCCUAGAAUCCGUGUUGGUUUUGCUUAGUUAUCGCCGUUGCCUUUCGCCAA